Molecule: messenger RNA, 1803 nt
Organism: Etheostoma cragini (Arkansas darter)
Lineage: Eukaryota; Metazoa; Chordata; Actinopteri; Perciformes; Percidae
Gene: rassf3
Product: Ras association domain family member 3
Exons: 7
Coding region: 70-1344 (424 amino acids)
Biological process (GO): signal transduction
Cellular component (GO): cytoplasm
Source: RefSeq, a predicted model, not a curated record
ACCUGUAGCCCAGCGGUGUAAUAGACACCUCCACCGACUUGAAACGUUGAAGUAUGAGGAGUGUGCGUGAUGUUUAACGUCGUUCACCAGGGUAGGAAAUACGUUCCCACGCACUCUUCGGUCACGGAUGACUCUCCAUUAACCGUGCGGACUGUUAACAUCAAUCUAUCGCCCGGUACACAGAGCGAGGCACCGAAGGCUACUUGGCCGCCGUCGGGCGCUAAAAUGCGGAUCUCUAAGGCCAACAAGGGCGCGGUGGUUGUGAGAGCUGUCCGGCGGCACCCUCAGUCGGCCAGUCUGGAGGCGGCUUGGAGUGAAGGAGGGCACUCUGAGGUGAAGCCAUCGGGGAAUUCACCCAGCCAUGAGGGGAGAAACGGAGAGCCAGGAGCCCGCAAGAACGGGAUGGAGGGUCACGGUGUGGGACCAGCUCGCAGCAGGAAAAAGGGAUUCAGAGCCCCUCACGUGAGAACCAUCUUCUCCCCCGGAGAGAGGGACCCCAGGGUGAAAGAGGAGUCCGGAGAGGGACACACCUUCGAGCCCGGUGGCGGGUACACCUGGUGUGAUGUUUGUUGCAACUACAUCUUCCAGCAUGGUCUCACCUGUACAGGUUGUAAGUACGCGUGUCACACUGCCUGUUGGGACCGAGUGUCACUGGACUGUCACCCUGCAGCUUCAGCCGUCAGCCAGGACCAGCUCAACAACAACACACCGCCACAUGAUGUGGAGAAGGAGAGAGAAUUGCGUACAGAGUUCAGCAGGGAGGAAAUCAGACAGAAGAUCGAGCAGUACAACAUGCUGACCAAAGACCACCUUAAAAUGACACUUAAUCCUACUGGUGUGUAUACUGGUUUCAUCAAGGUCCAGAUGGAUCUGAGGAGGCCGGUGACGGUGCGGGGGGGUCAGAGAGGAGCACGGGGGGAGGAGGCCUUCUAUCUGCCCACAGGAGCCACCAACACCCUCCACAUCAGCUCCAUUAACACAGUCCAACAGGUGAUUGUCGCCCUGCUGAGCAAGUUCACGGUCGCGGACAACCCGGCCAAAUUUGCCCUGUACAAACGCUAUCGCAGGGAGGAGCAGGUGUAUGUGUGUAAGCUGGCGGAUGGCGAGCAGCCGUUGUUUCUUCGUCUGGUGGCGGGACCCGAAGGCGACACACUCAGCUUCGUACUGAAAGAACAACAGACGGGCGAAGUCAUGUGGGAUGCGUUCUCAAUCCCCGAGCUGCGGAACUUCCUGCGGAUCCUGGACAAGGAGGAGGAUGAGCAGAAGGAGGCGGUGAUUCGCCGUUACCAGGCCUACCGCCAGAGACUGCUGCAGGCGCAGAGGGAGGUCAGAGGGCCCUCUUAGAGGAUCAACCUGAUGAGACAGGACUACUGCCCCCUAGAGGAUGGAGGAGGUGCUUCUUUUUUUUUUUUCACCACCUCAGAGGAGAAAAAUAGUGUAAAUUUUGAUGGAUGGAGGGAUGUGAACUUAAAAUUAGAAGAAAGGAUCCGACGCCUGGAAGAAGUGAUGAUACAGACAGAAAGAGGGAUGAUAGAAAGAAGACAGAAAAUAAACUGACGGCAAUCAAAGGUUGAACGGACAAAAUCCGGAUGCUGGAGUUUGAUCCAGCCUGGAUUCAAGAAUUCAAACUGCUGCCUGCUCCCACCAGAGAGUCACUUUAAUGUGCCAUAUUCAUUCAUCCUCUCUCCCUCCAUCCCUCCCUUCUUCUUUUUUCUCUCACUCUGUCCUGCUGUCCCGUAAUUUAUCUGGUUCGUCUACCUUUCCCGUCUUUAUCCUUUUAAGCUUGUGAAAGACUCAAGGCCA